AUGAAGGCUCUGCGCCAGUCACUGCUCCAGGACUUCUUCCGCAAGUCCGCCAAAACCGAAGUGAUCACCCUUGACGACGACACCGACGAGGAUGUGCCCGUUAAACCGAAGCCGUCGCUUAAACCGGACCCAGCUGCUACGCGCGCUAGCAGACGCGACCCUCGCACGCUGAGCAUAUUAAGCUAUGGGUCAGCGCUGGGAUUCGAAGAGGACGACGACGGGUUUGCCGAUACCCUGGUGGAAUUGGUGACCUGUGGCGAUGCCGUGCUUCAAAAGGCACUCCAAACAUCCACUGAUGCUCCCCCGGCUCCUGUGAAACGGACGCUGCUGGCAAUGGAUAGCUGGUUUACACCCGUGGCAAAACGGCGCCCCAAACCCGUGGUAAGGUCUGGUUCGCCGCCAUUGGCAGCACUGGCAGCACUGGCAAUGACUCUGCUCACUCCGGAGCAGCACCAGGUGAUGCAAGCAGUGCUUUCCGGGGUACUGGUAUUCUACACGGGCUCCGCAGGCACGGGGAAGUCGGUGGUGCUCCGCCACUUGGUGAGUCUGCUACGGUCCAAAUUCGGCGAAGGUUUAGGCGUGUGUGCGCUGACGGGGAUGGCGGCGUGCAAUAUUGGCGGCAUGACCCUCCACAAGCUUUUUGGCAUCGGCACCGGCCUGGGGCUGGUGGGCGACCUUGCCAACCGCAUCCAGAAGAACCGGUUUUCUCGGCUUACUUGGCAGAAGCUUAGAGUGGUGAUUAUCGACGAAAUAUCGAUGAUUGAUGGCGAUUUGUUUGAUAAGCUUGAGGCGGUGGCCCGUGUGGUCAGAGGCAACAACCGUCCCUUCGGCGGCAUCCAGGUGGUGUGUCUGGGUGACUUCUUCCAGUUGCCGCCGGUGCUGAAGGAUAAGCGGGCCAAGUUUUGUUUCCAGGCGGAGACGUGGCCGCAAGUGAUCAAGCAGAAGAUUGUCCUCCGCAAGAUCUGGCGGCAGCGGGACCUGGAACUCAUCGAGAUGCUUAACACGGUGAGAAUGGGGCGUGUUGAUGCCACCACCACCCGUAAGUUUACCCUGUUGGCCCGUCGUGUGGUUUAUGAUGACGGUAUUGGCCCCACUGAGCUCUUCCCCACCCGACAAGAGGUCCACCGAGCCAACCAGGCCCGUUUGGCUCAGCUUCCAGGAGACGUGGAGGAGUACGUCGCCCAGGACUACGUGCCCCACCCGCUGUUGGCCGGUCAACUAGAGCACUUUAUGGCCGAGAAAGUGUUGCGGCUUAAACCUGACGCCCAGGUAAUGUGCAUCAAGAACAUCUCUGACGAGAUCGUCAACGGGCUGGUGGGUACGGUGGUGGUAUUUUUGACGGCUCCCUUAUGGCACAAAGUGCUUGAAUACUGGAGCGAGGACGAUAUUAUGAGCCAUCAAAAGGAGUUGCGUUUGGUACUGAAGAGAAUUGGCGAUAAACACCGGUUUUCUCCUCAAGAUACCGAGUACUACCAUUUGCUCAGUGGCGAGACGAAACGGAUUGUCGAUGUGUUGCUCUCGCUCGCGGUGGUGGACCUGAACGAGCGGAUGCCGGUGGUGGCGUUCAGAACGCCGCGGGGUUCCAGUCUCCAUUUGAUUGAGCCGCUUGAGUUCACCGUUGACUCGACGUCCAACGCUAACAAAGUCGUACGCACCCAGUACCCAUUGAUCUUAGCGUGGGCGAUGUCUAUCCACAAGAGUCAGGGCCAGUCGAUUGAGAGAUUACGCAUUGAUCUCCACAAGAUCUUUGAAAUGGGCCAAAUCUACGUGGCGUUGUCGCGGGCCACCAACAAGGAUACGCUCGAAGUGCUCAACUUUGAUGCCCGCAAAGUGAAAGUGUCGCCCGAAGUGAUCGAUUUUUACAAGUCGUUGACCGCAUAG
Messenger RNA from Diutina rugosa, 1881 nucleotides. RefSeq lists its product as uncharacterized. Gene Ontology annotation, molecular function: DNA helicase activity. The transcript has a single exon. Gene Ontology annotation, biological process: telomere maintenance; DNA repair. Lineage: Eukaryota; Fungi; Ascomycota; Pichiomycetes; Serinales; Debaryomycetaceae. Bases 1 to 1881 code for a protein of 626 amino acids. The record is from RefSeq and is a predicted model, not a curated record.